AUGAUUAAUUUUCAGGUGCUCGUCAGCCAUAAAUACCCGAUCUAUGGGAUUUUGGGUGUUUUGGUACACAUAGUAGGGAGAAGGCUGUGCGUUCCGGCGAUAACGGGGGGUAUAGGAGCCGGUAAGUCGACGCUGGGUAAAUACCUGUCCGAGAACGGGUUUUAUGUAAUCGACUCAGACUCGAUAGGACGUCAGUUUCUGGUGUCCGGGACGGCUGGAUACAGGAAUCUCGUCAAGAACUUCGGGGAGUGCAUCUUGUCACCUGACGGAGAAAUAGACAAGGCAGUGCUGAGGGAGAUGGUAUACAGCGAUCCGGCGAAAAGGAAGCUGCUCAACAAGUGCCUGCACAAGUAUAUCAUCUCAAAAAUCGUUUGGGAUGUUGUAAAAUAUAGAAUACUUUCGUGGAAGAGUCUAAUAGUCAUCGAGGUCCCACUGCUCUAUGAGACGCACCUCUCCUGGGUGUGUGGGCCCAUAAUAGUGUGCUCGGCGAGCGAGGAAACGAGGCUGCAGAGGUGCCAGAGGCGCAACUCUGAAAUUCCGAAGAACACGUACUUGAACAUCAUGAAAUGUGGUAAUCGAGAACGAGUCCACGAUAGAGGAGUACCACAGGAGCGCGGAGAAGCUGAUGAGGGAGUAUCUGCUGUAAGGGCGACUGCGCGAGCCCUAAUCUCGUACAAAUAA
Molecule: messenger RNA, 681 nt
Organism: Theileria orientalis strain Shintoku
Lineage: Eukaryota; Apicomplexa; Aconoidasida; Piroplasmida; Theileriidae
Exons: 5
Coding region: 1-681 (226 amino acids)
Biological process (GO): coenzyme A biosynthetic process
Molecular function (GO): ATP binding; dephospho-CoA kinase activity
Source: RefSeq, a predicted model, not a curated record